Molecule: messenger RNA, 1482 nt
Organism: Paramecium octaurelia
Lineage: Eukaryota; Ciliophora; Oligohymenophorea; Peniculida; Parameciidae
Source: the annotation of a GenBank genome assembly
AUGAACCCUAACAAACCUUUGUUUCUAGGAUAAAAUCAUCGUUCCCAUUUGCUCUAACCCUAAGAAAUUCAGCCUAGAAGCUAUAGUGUUUAAAUUGCAAAUAAUCGAAAUUCUAUUGAAAACGAAUUAAAACAAAGUCAUUUAGCUCGAUCUCAUUUAGAACAUCAGGAAAGGCUACAAUAAUUUAUGGCUGCAUAGAAUUAGCAAUUAAAAUAGCAAUUGAUAGAAAUUGAGAAUAGGUAGUUGAAGCUACAAAAUGAACUUCUGUCGUAAUAAGUUUAAAAAAUUUAAAUUGAUUUAGAAAAUACCCUGAAAAUAAUCUCUAAAAAAAAAAAAAAUCCAUCGAUUCAAUAAAAUAUGGCCAAGUUAUCUUAAAGUUCAAAUUUUAGUUAAAAAUACCAAAAACAACAAAGCUUAUCAAUAGCCUCUAGCGAUACUAAAGAAGAAGAGACCUAAAGAUACAAUGACAAAAUUCCAAAUAAAAAUGAAGCAAUUGAAUUUCAAAUAUCUGAUAAUUUUGAAAAUCAAAAUCCAAAGCAUCACUCCAACCGACAAUCUCAUAAAACCUAAAAAAGUUUAAAGAAAAGGAAAAGAUUAAAGAAGUAUUUGAUUGUUGUGUUGGCAUGCAUUAGGUUAUUGUGGAAAUAAAGAAUGAAACUCAAAGAAAAUAGACUAAAGUUAAAAAGGUUAAAGGAGAAAUUUGAAAUAGCCAAACAGAAAUUGUUGGCAAUCCCUGAAGACAACAUCAGGAAUCUACUUUCUACAUGGGUCAAUGAUCUUUUGGAAGAAGUCAUUUAAAUUCUCAAUAGUGAACAAUUUUAUGCUCAUUGUGAUACUCCAAAUUACAAUGCCAAUAAAGAUGAAAACAUUAUAUACAGAUAAGAAUUAAUAAUACAAAUAACAUACAAUUUCUUUGAUCGUCUAGAAUACAUGACAAGAGAUAAACUUCUCCCAUCAUUAAUCAUAGAUCUAAUGUACUUAUCAUUAUUUUAAUCAUAAAAUCCAAAAGUAUCGUUAUUUGUAGCAAAGAGAACAAAUUUUUAUGUGAAGAACACUCUAAAAUUAUCAAAUCAAUAAGAAAUGUUAAUUAUUUCAGAAUAUUUAUUUUUUCGAUUAAUCAUUUAGUACAUGUUGAAGACCUUUAAUUCACUAAAGUAUAAAAAUGAUACUCAUGAAAAAUUAUGCAAAUUUUUUGUAACAAUUAUUGCUAGUUUCAUUCAAAUUUUGUAUAUAGACUUUUUUGAAGAUAUGAAAUUUGUUAAAUAAAUAAAUGUGCAACUUUAUUAGAGAAAAAUAGUUCUUGAUGAGAAGCUAAAAGCCUACCUUUUAGAUGAUGAUAAAAUAGAUGAAGGAGAGAAUUUGAUUUUAGGAUUGCAUGAUAGAUCAUAAUUUGAAUAAUUAUUUCAACAAUAGAUGGAAUGGAUAAAUCAUUUGGGCAAAACGUUUUAUUAAAUUCUUUAAAAUCUUCAUAAUCAAUUAUGA